Messenger RNA from Scophthalmus maximus (turbot), 2152 nucleotides. RefSeq names its product CCZ1 homolog, vacuolar protein trafficking and biogenesis associated (gene ccz1). NCBI's taxonomy places the organism in Eukaryota, Metazoa, Chordata, Actinopteri, Pleuronectiformes, Scophthalmidae. The record is from RefSeq and is a predicted model, not a curated record. Gene Ontology annotation, biological process: vesicle-mediated transport. Gene Ontology annotation, cellular component: intracellular membrane-bounded organelle; Mon1-Ccz1 complex. The transcript has 17 exons. The coding region runs from base 221 to 1663 and encodes 480 amino acids.
AGUUGCGCUUGUGACACCGCGCUGUCAGAAGCAGGAAGUGGAGAAUGUGAAGUAUGCGGCGUCCCCUCUCAUUGAUCUCAUUUCCUCGUUUUUUAUUUUGAUUUGCGCUGCCCGCGACCACGAGCACGUGAAUUUUGCCCCGCUCUAUUCUGUGUGAGGCACACGGCAUGCUAACCAAACUGUCUGUGGAGCAAAGGAGGUCCAGUCACAAGUUACACUAAUGCUGAUGAUCAGUCCCAGAAUGGCUUCAGGAAUGCAAGAGAAACAGUUCACGCCAUGUCUGCUUAAUUUUUUCAUUUACAACCCUACAUUUGGACCACGAGAAGGAGAGGAAGAGAAGAAGAUUUUGUUUUACCACCCCAGUGAUGUGGAGACGAAUGAGAAGAUCCGAAAUGUGGGCCUUUGUGAAGCCAUUGUACAGUUCACCAGAACCUUCUGUCCGACAAAACCGGCUAAAUCCCUGCACACGCAGAAGAACCGGCAGUUUUUCUUCGAGCCCGAGGACAGUUUCUGGAUAGUCAUGGUGGUUCGAAACCCCAUGAUUGAGAAACCAAACAAAGAUGGUAAACCUCCCACAAUAGAAUAUCAGGAAGAGGAAAUUCUUGAUACUGUGUAUGGUGCAGUUGUAAGACAAUGCUACAGUAUGUACAAGCUCUUCAAUGGCACGUUUGGCAGAGCAAUGGAAGCCGGUGGAGUGGAGCUGCUCACACAGAAGCUUGAGAAGUUCUUCUACAGGUAUCUGCAGACUCUCCACUUGCAGUCCUGCGACCUGCUGGAUGUGUUUGGAGGCAUUAGCUUCUUCCCACUGGAUAAGAUGACCUACCUGAAGAUCCAGUCCUUUGUCAACAGAGUGGAGGAGAGCCUCAGCCUGAUCAAAUACACAGCCUUCCUGUAUAAUGAUCAGCUUAUCUGGAGCGGACUGGAACAAGAUGACAUGCGGAUCCUGUACAAGUACCUGACCACCUCACUUUUCCCCAGACACUCUGAACCAGAGUUGGCUGGCAGGGACUCGCCUCUGAGGCCAGAGGUUGCAGGGAAUCUGUUGCACUAUGGAAGGUUUUUGACAGGACCUACCAAUCUUAAAGAUCCAGAGGCCAAAUUCAGAUUUCCCAAAAUAUUUGUCAGCACACAGGACGGCUAUGAGGAGCUGCAUCUGAUUGUUUACAAGGCGAUGAGCGCUGCAGCUUGUUUUAUGAUCAGUGCUUCUGUGGAGCUGACGAGGGAGUUCUGUGAACAACUGGACGGCUUGGUGGGACCUCAACUCACCCUGCUGGCAUCUGAUAUAUGCGAACAGUUUACCAUUAACCGCAGGAUAUCGGGGCCGGAGAAGGAGCCCCAGUUUAAGUUCAUCUACUUCAACCACAUGAACCUGGCGGAAAAGAGCACCAUCCACAUGCGGAAGACUGCCAGUGUUUGCCUCACCUCCGUCCAUCCCGACCUCAUGAAAAUCCUGGGAGACAUCAACUGUGACUUCGCCAGGGUUGAUGAGGAUGAAGAAAUCAUCGUAAAAGCAAUGACAGACUACUGGGUCGUUGGCAAGAAGUCAGACCAGAGAGAACUCUACGUGAUCCUGAAUCAGAAGAAUGCCAACCUGAUCGAAGUAAACGAGGAGGUUAAGAGGCUUUGUGCAACACAGUUCAACAACAUAUUCUUCUUGGACUGAUGAAGCAGAGAAAAUCUUGCACCACACAAACUGUCAGGUGUUGCAGGGUGUCACGGAAGUAUCAGCGUAAUGCAAUAAUUGCAUUGUAAAAUUUAAAAAAUAUAUAAUAAAAAGCUUUUCCUCCAUUGUAGAUUAUAGGGUUGUUAUAAUCUACAAAAUUGUAAUUUCGUUUUGUAAUUAUGUGUAAAAAUCCAGAUUUUUACUGUACAUGUGCUUUAUUUUUCUUUUAUUUUCUUUGUACAUACUUGUUGGAUUUUGUUAACUGUUUAUUUUGAUUUCUUUUGAAUUUAAAUUCUGUUCUGGUUUUUUUUUGGCCCCGUUGUGACAAUCUCUCAAAUUAAUUAAAAAACUGACAUGCACACAGCCGUUAACUCCAGGGUCCUUUGAUCAACAGAGAUGCAGCCGUUUUAAAAUAGGAUGUCAUUAUGUCAAAAGUAUUGUUUGUAAAAAAAAAAAUGCUAACUUUAAAUAAAUUAAGAAUUAAUUUUA